AAGACAGGAUAUCAAGGAGGGUUACGCGUCAGGCUCAGGCCAUGAGGUCAGUAGUACCCAAACCCAAUGCUGAAUAGUCAGUUACUCACAUUUAGCGUUAGAGAGCCUCGCGAGAGACGUCGAUCUUCCUCUCAGCGUCACGGCAACUUUAUACUUCAUGUUUGUACCUAAAAGUUCACACACUGGGUGUUAAAAUGUGUUCUGAUUAGGCGAGUCCUAUGUAAUCAAGCUCAUCUGUCAACUUCAGGUAUAUACAAAUACGAGCAGAAGAAAUGGGCGAAUCCGAUAGCGGACAGCAAUAUUGUCUUCGCUGGAACAAUCAUUCUGACAGCAUCAUCUCAGAAUUCGAAGUAUUACUUGGCCAGGAAGAUUUUGUGGAUGUCACACUCUCUUGUGACAGACAGAGUGUCAAGGCCCACAAAGUUGUUUUGUCAGCAUGUUCAACAUAUUUCAGAAGACUUUUGAAAGAUAAUCCUUGCCAGCACCCGAUUAUCAUCUUACGAGAUGUCGCCUACAGUGAGCUUUCGGCCAUUCUUUUCUUCAUGUACCACGGUCAAGUGAUGGUCGAGCAAGAACGAAUACCACAGCUUCUUCAGACGGCCCAGUUAUUGGAAGUUCGAGGAUUGUGCGAAAUUCGAGAAGGCCAAUCGGCUUCCACUAAAGAUGAAAAAGAAGGAGGAACUCCUGGAAUAAAAGGAAAUCAAUCCUUUCUUGCUGGUCUCCUGAACACCAGCAUUUCUGCCACAAAGAGAUGUGCAUCCGUCUCUGACACCAAUUCCUGCAGCAAUUCCAGUCCUAUCCCGUCGCCAGUUGCCAAAAGACAGAAGAGUUCUGGAGGAUCUUCACGUCCUGUGCCCAUGUUACAGUCCAUUUUAUCUCAACAACUUGCCGUACCCGCAACCCCGACUUUUGAUUUGACAGCCAAGUCGAUGGGAAGCUCCACCCGAGCUCUAACUGCACUGGCUUCCAAAGUGCAAGCCAAUUCAUCUCAUACUGCAUCAUCAGCCACCAAUUCAAACAGUGUCAACAUUCUUCCUACAUCAUUAGAAAAUUUAUUGAAUUUAAGCUCCGUUGUCAUGGCUGCUGCUGCUUCAUCGGGUAGUCACAACAACGGAGCUGACAUAUCUGCCACUAGCUCGUCGGAUGAGGAGAUGAACGAAAAAGACGACAAAGUGGAAUCCUCGUUUGGCGAUAUGGAAAACAGCUGCCAUGGCGGACGAGACAUAGAGCCCGACGCGGUAGUCGAGAUUAAAGAAGAACCUCUAGUGGAUUUUGAGGACGAAUUUGGCGAGGAUAAUAGUCCCCAUGGGGCCGGAGGAGGAGUUAGCGGUGACGACGAAAGUGAGAGCGAAGCAGAGCUAGGAGCAAUGAGUGAGAGCAGUCGAGGAGAAGCCUUCUCACUUCCGCUUUUGGCCCAGCAUUUAGCAGCGCCAAACCUAUUAAGUGCAUCAGCCAAACUUCGAGCGGCCGCAUCUCAAGCUCGUCAUCUCUCGACAAGCAGUAACGACAGCAUGACGCAAGUCCUAAUGGGUCCUUCGACUCCACCUGAUGCAGGACCUGCCUCUAUGUCAACAAGAGCCGAUACCGCCAGUCCUAGUUUUGAUCCCUUGGGAGGAGAUCCUCCUCGAAAAUUGGCCUUCCACGAACCGCGCCCUUGUCCAAUUUGUCGCCGAAUGUACCGCGAUGCGGCUACUUUACGCACCCACACCGCCAUCAUGCACGCAGAAGGAAGAGAUCCAUUCGCUUGUCUGUGCGGAGAACUUUUCCGCACGAAAUACGAAAUGUACAACCAUAAGAAGAAUGGUCACAGAUGAAGAAUUUUCUCUCAAACUGUUUGUUUUCUCGCGCCUCCAGUGAUAGUUAUUUUCAUUUUUAUUCAUCCAGUGUUUUUUUUUUUUUUUUUUUUUUUUCAUCUCGCAAUUUUUCUUAUCGUUUUAGAUUUUAUGUCUCCAGUGAAAUUUAAAUGUCACAUUCGAACGCGUUUAACCUAUUUUUUUAGGUUUCUUAAUUGACGAUUUCACCCUUUAUUUGCUUCGAUCUUUGAUCAUAUGUGCAAGAUCGUUUUGUUGACUUUUUUUCACUUUUAAGCUACCAAUAUGUUUCCUAUGACUGCAUUGACAUGAAUUUCCCAAUGUGAAAUAGUUCCUUCGUUUUGUUCCGAUUCCGUACUACAUUGAAAGCAUUUUUGUAUGUGUGUUUUUAAAUAACCGUGGUUAUUAAACCAGCCAUUGCUGCUAACGCGUGCAUAGUGCAGGGGUUUUCGAGCAGGUGAACGACAUGUCCAGUGAUCCCGUAUUUAGUGCUCGACCAUUCCACAGUACCAAUUGCGUGUACCGGAUUAACACGAGCCAGUAGAAAUCAGUGUCAACUUUUGAAAUUCCGACUAAAACACGGCAUAGUGUAUUCGCGUAUCUUGUCUACUCUUUUAUUUUUUAUCCUGUCCCCUAUGUACAAUUUUGGCUGUAAAAAUUAUAACCAUCUCUUUGUUAAAUAUGACAUCUUGGUUUCUUU
This is a messenger RNA of Daphnia pulicaria, 2511 nucleotides long. RefSeq names its product protein abrupt-like. The coding region runs from base 273 to 1814 and encodes 513 amino acids. Gene Ontology annotation, molecular function: protein binding. The record is from RefSeq and is a predicted model, not a curated record. Gene Ontology annotation, biological process: regulation of transcription by RNA polymerase II. Gene Ontology annotation, cellular component: nucleus. The transcript is spliced from 4 exons. Lineage: Eukaryota; Metazoa; Arthropoda; Branchiopoda; Diplostraca; Daphniidae.